GAAGUUGCACAGGAAGUUUAGUGAUAAGGCAACUACCGUUUUCAGUAAGACUAAGAGCUAGUGAAAUAAAGUAAAAUGUCCGACGAAGAAACGUCGGUCUGAUUUCAUCAGCCAUGGUUGUAAAUUAGAAUAUAGAGGAUUUAUUAAUCCCGUCCUGGAAUUAAGUAACAGAGAAAUAUAUCAAUGGAGUUGGUCAUGACUGUUGAUGAGCCCACGUGUUGCUGCUAUGGAAUAUUCCCCGCUGAUAAAACUACUCAUCCUGCUGUUGGUGACCUUCAUCGUGUGUCUCCCGGAGCUUUUCCCACCAUACCAAGUUCAGGGGAGAAUAGAUCUUACUUGCAUGGGAUUCCAACCCUGUCUGAAGCAGAGGCACCGUGAACUGGUGUGCCCUCCCAACACAGAGGACACAGGGCACAGGAAUGAGUGCCUGGGAUGUACCAACAGCAGCAUCAUGGGGGUGUCGCCCGGCGUCACCUCCGGAAACACAAACGGGUCAGACAGUCCAGAGACAGGCUGGUCCAGGUGUGAGAUCACAGCAGACCUGGAGGCCCUGAAAUGGACAGGAGCUAAUGUAGAAUUGUCUGUACUUCAGUCCGGGGACCACAAGCUGCACAAUGCCACACUCGUGGGCUGUGUAGACAGCUGUGAGCUCAUUGCUGGAAUCCAGCAUCCCCUGAUCUGCUGCAUGGAGGACCCUGCCUCAACCUUGAACCACAGUCACUGCAUCCUGUGUGCCUUGGGCUUUGAGAAUGCAUCCAUUAAUGUUACGCUACUGUGGACGCACACGCAGCACGGCUUCUUCUGGUCGUGCUCCUACCGGCUGGUGUGGCUCGCCAUAGUGAUGACUGUCAUCCUGCUGGUCAUCAGCACCACCACCAGGCACGUCCUGAAGAACCGAUUCUAUAAAAGGAGGGCUGCAGUUCUCCCAAUUACUGCGUACCAGCUGUCUCCGGCGCUACCGGGACCUGCCGGCCGUCUGGAUAGUCAGCUAGGCCAGUAUACAGUUUGUAAGCAGCUAGCACAAAUUAGCCCCCUGACCCGAGCCAGCAGUCCAGCAGGUACGAUCUCGCUCCGAUGCAGUGAUCCCCCCCCCGCCAGUGCUUAUACUCCCUCACACUGCAGUGACAGGUGCCCCCAGCACAGUUUUCUCACUGUUUAUUUACAGAAGCACGUCGGCACCUCUGCUGACAAGCAUGUGGCGUGUGUCACUCUCUGAACUCGCUUGUUAAUUUGCCGUUGGAUUUCUCUCUGCUUUGACUCGCUUGUUAAUUUGCCGUUGGGUUUCUCUCUGCUUUGACAGCCCUCUCUACGAUUUGCGAAGCUGAGGAGACAGGUAAAUGUCCUUCUUAACCGUGUGGAAACAUCUGCAGUAGAAGAACUAAAAAAAACAUGCUUGUUUAUGCAUUUGAAGGGAAAACAAAAACUAUACAAUUACUUUAUUUAGCAGAUGCUUUUGUCCAAUAUGAUAUAAAAUUGAAACUAGGAUCAACUAGUCCCUGGAGCAGUGGGAAGUUAAGGGCCUUACUCAAGGUCUCAGUGAUGACAUCACUCAGGGGGAUGUACGCUUGCAUAGGUACAGAAUCCAAAUCCUCAGCCGCAUAGCACCAUCUCAUAUUCAAUUCUAUUUGAAUAGAGUAUUUUAACAGUAUUACAUUGUCUCAAAGCGCCUUACAUUAUCCCUGCCAAAAGCCUCCAGUGAGCAAGCCAGAGGCGACAGUGGCAAGGAAAAACUCCCUAGGAAGAAACCGUGGGUGGAACCAGACUCAAAGGGGGGGGGCCCAUCCUCCCAGGGCCAACAGAGGAAAUCAAAUUAAUUAACAAAGUCCCGAUUUAUACACUCAAACUUUAGUCUGGUUGUAAAUGCCGGAUCACUGGCGGCAGGGCAGGCAGGAAGGACGGACAUCACAGGUUGUAGGGGUGUCGUAGGCAGCAGGGUAGGCAGGAUAUCUUGCUUAAUAAGAUAAAAAGAAUGAGUCUGUACAGUAGCUGCUUAUUGGGUAGUAGUUUAAAUUCUCUCAUGGCUAA
Paramormyrops kingsleyae is the source of this 2025-nucleotide messenger RNA. Lineage: Eukaryota; Metazoa; Chordata; Actinopteri; Osteoglossiformes; Mormyridae. The record is from RefSeq and is a predicted model, not a curated record.